Dioscorea cayenensis subsp. rotundata (Guinea yam) is the source of this 1068-nucleotide messenger RNA. RefSeq names its product expansin-A10. Gene Ontology annotation, biological process: plant-type cell wall organization. Bases 88 to 867 code for a protein of 259 amino acids. The record is from RefSeq and is a predicted model, not a curated record. The transcript is spliced from 3 exons. Gene Ontology annotation, cellular component: extracellular region. NCBI's taxonomy places the organism in Eukaryota, Viridiplantae, Streptophyta, Magnoliopsida, Dioscoreales, Dioscoreaceae.
UGAACACUGUCGUCUUUCGCUCUCACUCGCUUUCCCUUCUCGCUCGCGAUCUCCGCCACCCAAACCCUCGAUUUUCACUGCACUACGAUGCCCCAAUUCCCUUUCCCACUCCUCCUUCUCAUCCUAUUCCCUCUCGCCGGAGCUACCCGGCCGCCGUCUUCCUACUCGUCGGCGGCGCUCACUGAGUGGCGCCAUGCACGUGCCUCCUACUACGCCGCCGCCGAUCCACGCGAUUCCGUCGGAGGUGCAUGCGGGUAUGGGGAUCUAAGCAGAGCUGGGUAUGGCAUGGCGACAGCCGGGCUCAGCGAGGCGUUGUUUGAAAAGGGGGCGGCGUGCGGAGGGUGCUACGAGGUGCGGUGCGUGGAGGAGCUGAGGUUUUGCAUAGCUGGGACUUCGAUCGCCGUCACCGCCACCAACUUCUGCGCGCCCAAUUACGGUCUUCCCUCCGACGCCGGCGGGCUUUGCAACCCUCCGAACCACCAUUUCGUGAUGCCCAUCGCCGCCUUUGAGAAGAUCGCCAUCUGGAAGGCCGGCGUCAUGCCCAUCCAGUACCGCCGAGUAAAGUGUGUAAGGGAGGGGGGCUUGAGGUUCACCAUCGCCGGGCAGGGAUACUUUUACUCGGUGCUUAUCAGCAAUGUGGCAGGCGCCGGUGAUGUAACAGCGGUGAAGAUCAAGGGAUCAAUGACCGGGUGGCUUUCCAUGGGACGGAACUGGGGCCAAAACUGGCACAUCAACGCCGAUCUUAAAGGCCAGGCUCUCUCUUUUGAAGUCACCACCAGCGACGGUGUCACUCUCACCACCUACAACGUCGCCCCCAAAGACUGGAGUUUUGGCCGGACCUACAUUGGCAAGCAAUUUCCUUUUUGAUGACUCUUUAUCUUUUUUGUAUCAGUGUUGUAUUGCUUGUUUAUAUGGGUUUGUUCAAUUGAAUUGGAUACUAUUAUUACGAGAAAAUUUUGAGGUGGUAGUAGUAUGUAUUUAAUCUUAUGAAGGACUUAGAUUUGUUUUCAAGGUAAUAAUUCAUUAUUUGAUUCAAUUGAAAGAGCAAAAUUGCAGGAGUUCUUACAA